This is a messenger RNA of Mercenaria mercenaria, 2941 nucleotides long. Its product is annotated as interleukin enhancer-binding factor 2 homolog. The record is from RefSeq and is a predicted model, not a curated record. The coding region runs from base 8 to 1264 and encodes 418 amino acids. The transcript is spliced from 13 exons. NCBI's taxonomy places the organism in Eukaryota, Metazoa, Mollusca, Bivalvia, Venerida, Veneridae.
AUUGCGCAUGCGUGCAUGUAUUAUUUACAUCCGGUGCCGGUGCGUGGUUUCUUGCUAUAAAAGUGUCUUACAAGUUAUGAGAAAUAUGCGUGGAGGUCGUCCAUUCCGUCGUGGUCGUGGAGGCCCUCCCAUGAGAGGGGGUAUGAUGCGAGGAGGCAUGAUGGGAUUUAAGCCUUCACCGCCGUUUAGAGCAUUUAUUCCACACAUUCCAUUUGAUAUGACACAGUGUGAGACCAACUUUCCACAAGCCAGGACAGUUCAGGAAGAAAAACCUCUCACAGACGCAUUGCUGAAGAGGAACGGUGACCUUACACCAUCUACAAAUGAGCAGGCAGCUAUCCUGGCUCUAGUGUCAAAGAUCAACACAGUAUUAGACAAUCUCACAAUCACACCAGGAAACUUUGAUGCAGCACAAAUAGAAGAGGUCAGACAAGUUGGACCAUUUAAAAAAGGAACAAUGAUGGCUGGAAAUAAUGUUGCCGAUAUAGUGGUCAUGUUGAAAACUUUACCCACAAAAGAAGCAGUUACUGCCCUUGGAAAUAAAGUUGUAGAAGAUUUGAGAAAUUCAGAGCCCAGGGAAAUUUUGUCCAUGCUAACAAGUGAGACAGGAUUUGAAAUUAGCUCAUCAGAUGCCACAGUCCGGUGCCUUAUCACAACAAUACCACCAAACUUGAAGAAACUGGAUCCAGAUCUUCAUUUGGAUGGUAAAAUCAUGAACAGUCAUCUAGCUGCUAUACGCCACGCUCGCUGGUUCGAGGAAAACGCAUCUCAUUCAAGUAUAAAAGUUCUAAAUAGAUUGCUUCAAGACUUGAAGAACAGAUUUGAAGGAUUCUCUCCCCUUACUCCCUGGAUUAUUGAUCUCUUGUCCCAUUAUGCUAUUAUGAACAAUCCCACAAGGCAGCCUCUUGGAAUAAAUAUAGCUUUCAAGAGAUGUCUACAGAUUCUUGCUGCAGGAUUUUUUCUUCCUGGAUCAGUGGGUAUUACAGAUCCCUGUGAACAGGGUACAGUUAGAGUACACACGGUCAUGACCCUUGAACAACAGGAUCAGGUAUGUUACACAGCACAAACGUUACUCAGAGUACUUAGUCAUGGCGGCUUCAAACAGAUCCUCGGAAUGGAAGGAAAUGCAACUAUAGCUACUGAGAUGAGUGUAUGGGAGGGGGUUGUUGUGACACCAUCUGACAAGGCGUACGAGAAACAGGAGCGGCACGAGGAGGAUGAUGAUGAAGAAGAUGAAGAGGACAUGGAUACAGAGGGGAAGUGAUGACUGAGACAGAUGUGAGAGGAUUUUGUGAAUCAUGCAUAGACAUUUGUUUGUAACUCUUGUCAUGCAAUAUAAAUGAAUUAUGAUUAAUACGUAGACACUUGUUUAAAAGUCUUGUAAUGGAAUGUGAUCGAAAUAGAGAGCAAAUGUCUGUAGAGAAACACGUUAGAUUGAAAUUGUUUAUUCUUUAGAGGUAGUUACUCUUGAGAAGUUAAUUUAUGAAGAAACUGUUCCAGUUUUAAAGAAAAAUCUGACUUUGUAGAGAAAAAAAUAUGCUUUUCCGAGAUGUUGAAAAUAGAUGUUAUAUUUGAUAUUGAACAUUAGUCACUUCAUACUCUGCCAUAGUUGUGUCUAAUGAGAUACAAGUUAAGCUUGAUAAUAUUCAGUAUGUCAAAUUAUCCAGAUAACAUUUUUAAUACAAUGAUUAAUGUUUAAAAUUCUAUUGGCUUAGAUGAUCAAAAACAUUGCAGCACAUAAUGGCCAUAUGUUUCUGUUAAGAUUCAAGGUCCAGGUAGAUGUUUGUAUACAAUUUGUAUAUUUUUUUACGAUUUUAAAUGAGGUUUUAUUUUGCGGGAUUAAUAGAUUUAGUUAAAAAAAUAAAAGUCAUUGUCAAAGCGGUAAUUUGACUUUACACUGUAAAAGUUUUAAGGAACCAAAAUACUAACGAAGGUCGGAUGGUGCCAAUAUUUGCCAUAUAUCUUCUAAAGGAUUUAAAGGGAUGGCUGAUAUACAAAACAUGCUUGUUUAUUUUGAUAAAUUAAUGUGUUUUUUCUUUGCCGAAAUUAUAUCAUACCGAAAAUUGUUUUUGACAAAGCAUUUAGCCAUUAAAGAUACUUCAUGUUCAUUUCCAUCUGAAUUCUUGUAAAUAACAUAAAUCUAACCUGAUGUUUGUCUCAUAUUUGUGAAGCAUUAAUUUAAUUGGUUCCCCUUAGUCACACAGCAAGAAUUUCAUUCACUCGGGCAGCUGAAAUAAUGAGAAUGAGGGUUCUGUAAAAGGGUAUUUUACAGCUUUUUCAAAACAACGAAAUUAACUGUCCAUAAAAAAAUAUAUAAUUGUCCAAGGAUAGCUGAAUUUAGAUAUAGAGUUUGUAGAGAAAAGGAAAAUAAUGAACAUAGUUAUGUUUCUUCACCUAGCCGAUAUUAACAAAAAGAAAAAAAGUUACGUUUUCUCAUGGUACCUUCAGCCAACACUAGGAGUUAGCGCAGUCAGUAUGCUUUACAGCCAGUCAGACUACUUAGAGUAAAAACAACACAGUUAAUCAGCAAAAUGUAUGCACAGCAUAUUUUGCCAGAGGAUCUGUCCUGGCACACAAAUAAAUUGUACAUUUUUCCUAACCCUUUGUUAUGUAAAAUACACCAAGUCGUAUAUUUCUUUUAAAGGUAACUCAUAAUAAUUUCUAACAUGUACUUACAGUUACAAAUACUGUUACAAUUUCUAAUGAUUGCAAUUAUUUACAAUUAUAUUUUCAAACAAUUACAAAGACUUAGUAAUGAAAUCACUUUCAUCAUUUCCAAAAAAAUUGACAUAAAUCUCCAGAGAGAGUCAUUUUGCCUUACAAGGCUUUGUAAUUAUGACUGCAUGAAAUGUUAUUUUGACUCGUGAUUAUUUUGUGGUUUUCUGAAAGAAAAUUGUAUUUACUUAUUUAAUGUAUUAAAACUUGUCAAAACAUUAUCAAA